UACUCCGUCUUUUUCCCAAUUAAAUAAGACAGGCUAUAUACUUUAAAAAUAAAAUAUUUAUAAAACUUUUAAGACCGGCUAUAAUUAAGAGCUGCCUCCUGCCAUUGUUUUCCCAGCAAGAUGUCUGUAGUCACAUCUUGAAAUCCAAAUUAAAGAUUUUAAAGAAUUUUCUGAGCUCACUCACUAUAAUGGCCUGGUCUGCUGUGACAUCUGCAGUAACAACAAUUGGCAAGCUGCUAACUGAGGAAGCCAUAUACCUAUGGGGGGUGGAGGAGCAAGUUGAUCGUCUGCAAACAGAGCUCAAAUGGAUGCAGAGCUCCUUAAUGGUGGCAGAGACAAAACAAUCAACGGAUGAGAGGAUUCACCUUUGGGUUGCUGAAAUCAGAGAGCUUGCUUAUGAUGCUGAGGAUGUUGUCGAGGAAUUUGCUCUCAAGAUUGGCUCCAAAAACAAAGGUUGUCUUACGUCAGCCUGCUGUUUGAAAGAGGGAUGGACACUCCACAAAACUAGGUUAAAGAUCGAGAAAAUCAUAGAAAGAAUCAACGACUUGGUCCGACGACUACAGGCCUAUGGCGUAAAGGAAUUAAAGGACGGAAAAGAAGAAUCAAGUUCUUCAACUGAAAGGCGAGAAUCAAGACGGCCUUAUCCUCAUAUUAUGGAUGAUAAUAUUGUUGGACUGGUUGAUGAUACCAAUGAACUGGUCUCAAUUCUUAAGGAUCAGAGAAGUGAAUGCAGCGGGGUUGUUUCAAUAUGCGGCAUGGGUGGUCUGGGAAAGACUACUCUUGCCAAAAAAAUAUAUCAGCAUCGUGAGGUUAUUGGUUAUUUCGAUCACUUGGCUUUCGUAUAUAUUUCUCAACAAUGCCAGAGAAGAAAAGUUUGGGAAGACAUUCUAUCUUGUUUCAAAAAAUUAGAUAGAGACGACAGGGAGAAGAGAGAUGAAGAAUUAGCAGAGAAAUUAUUCAACAUUUUGAAGGAUAAAAAAUGUCUGGUGAUACUUGAUGAUAUUUGGACCAUUGAAACUUGGGAUAAUCUAAAACCUGCCUUUCCAGUUGUAGGGGACAGCCAUAGCAAGAUAUUGCUCACCUCUCGAAACAGUGGAAUAGUUUCAAAUGCCGACAAAAGAGAGUUGCGCUGCCUAAACAAUGAACAAAGUUGGGAAUUGUUUCAAAAGAUUGUAUUUCCUCAAAGAGAUUCUACAGGAAAUACAAUCAGUGCGGAAAUAGAAGAGCUAGGAAAGAACAUGGUUAAAAUUUGUGCAGGGCUUCCAUUAGCCAUUGUUGUAUUGGGAGGAAUUUUAGCUACAAAAAAUAAUUCAUUAAACGAAUGGCAAAAGAUAUCUGACAAUGUGAAAUCAUACUUGAGGAGAGGCAAAGAUCAAGGACCAGAGGAUGUGUUAGCAUUAAGUUAUGAUUAUUUGCCUCUUUAUUUAAGACCAUGUUUCCUCUAUCUAAGUCAUUUUCCGGAGGAUUAUGAGAUAGAUGUGGAUAGAUUGAUUCAAUUAUGGGUUGCUGAAGGUAUUGUGUCAGUAAAGCAAGAAGAAAGAGACGGUGGGGAAAUUGCGGAAGAUGUGGCGGAAUCUUAUUUAAUGGAGCUUGUGAAAAGGUGCAUGAUUCAAGUACGAGAAAGAGAUGUGGCAACCUUAAAGGUCAAGACGAUUCAGAUGCAUGAUCUGAUGAGAGAUCUUUGCUUAUCAAAGGCAAAACAAGACAAUUUUGUCUUCAUUGUUGAUAGAUCAAAUGCAUCUUCAUUAUCUAUGAUUCUGAAGGUUCGUAGGGUUUCUGUGCAUGAGUUUUUUUUCAUACAAUGCAUUAAAAGUCCAAAUAUUCGGUAACUUUUGUUCUUUAAUGAUUUCUUUCCGAAGGAGGCAUUAGAAAAAUCUAUGCUAUUGGAAAUGUGGAAUUACAUUGAAAAACAUAAAGAUGAAGUUUGGAAUCCACUUGUUUGGAUUCUGGUGACUUCGGUAGUUUGUAGCGACCUUUUUAAAGCUUGGGGAAUUUGGAGAUACAUGUUCAACAACUUCAAAUUGCUAAGAGUCCUAAACUGUGAGCUAAGAUCUUAUAAUUUUGCAGGGUGGAAGUUACCUAGUGAUAUAGGUAAUCUCAUCCAUUUAAGAUUCUUGAGUCUAAGGAGUUUUGACUUCAAAUGGUCAAAGUUUCCAUCAUCUCUAGGCAACUUAAGGUGCUUGCAAACCUUGGAUUUAAGAGUUGAAAAGAGAAGAAUUCAUGUACCUAAUGUGAUAUGGAGGAUGGAGCAACUAAGACAUUUAUAUCUCCCUCGCAGAUGUAAAAGCAGAACUAAGUUGAAGUUGGGUACUUUGAGAGAACUCCUAACACUUGUGAACUUCAACACCAAGAAUUGUUAUCUGAAGGAUCUUAUCAACAUGACAAAUCUUAGAGAGUUGGUGAUGAAUUCGCCCUUCAAUAUUGAAAAUUUCAAUGAGGAGGAGUUGGGCAAGAAUCCACCCAUAAUCGGAAGUAAAUAUCUUCAUUCCUUGUCUAUUGUUAGCAAUUGGAUAGCCAGACCAAUAAAUCCAAGACAUUUGGCCCACCUCCUCUCAGGUUGUACAAGUAUUUGCAAGUUGCUUAUAGAUGCAAAGAUGAUUGAGAUGGGUGAGUUACCAGAGUAUCACUACUUCUCUUCACAUCUCGCUUACAUACAUUUGAAAUGGUGCAAGUUUGAGAAAGAUCCAAUUCCAAUACUAGAGAAGCUACCUAACUUAAGGAUUCUUGAAGUCGAAGGAAGUUUCGGAGUAAAUGAAAUGUGUUGCUCUGCACAGGGUUUUCCACGACUUGAGUCUCUAAGACUUCUGAAUGUAGGCAAAUUGGAGGAGUGGAAGGUGGAUGAAGGAGCCAUGCCUUCUCUUCAGCGAUUGGAGAUUGCGGAAUGCAGAAAGUUGAAGAUGCUUCCAGAGGGAUUGAGGUUCAUUACAACCCUCAAAGAACUGAAGAUUGAAUCAAUGCCAAAGUCAUUCAAAGUUAAAUUGGAGGAAGGAGGAGAAGAUUUAUACAAAGUCAAACAUGUUCCUUCUAUCAUAUUCCAAUAGUGGAACUACUAGAUUGAUUGAUAAUUGAGAGGUAAAGACGCCAUUUUUUCACCUGCUACUGCUAUUCACUGGUUCAAAUCUAUAUUUAAAACUCCAAUUAUUAGUAGCGUGUGAAAGUGUGUUACAUGAUAUGGUAUUGGAAGAAUGGGAGGCGUCUGGAUUAGCAAGAUAAGGAGACGUCACUGACCUUUGUUCCGACAUAGCCUUGUUUUUAUUUGUUUGGGUUGCGGUGCUUUCUUCUUUUUUCUCUACUUAAGUUUGCUCGAGUCUUUCUCUUUUUAUUAUAAGGGUAAAUUAUAAAAAUAGUUACUUUUGUUUGUUUUAGGUUACAUUUUAGUCACUUAUGUUUGAAAUGUUACGUUUUAGUCAUUUAUGUUAUUAUUUUGUUACGAAA
This is a messenger RNA of Gossypium arboreum, 3435 nucleotides long. Its product is annotated as probable disease resistance RPP8-like protein 2. Gene Ontology annotation, molecular function: ATP hydrolysis activity; ADP binding. NCBI's taxonomy places the organism in Eukaryota, Viridiplantae, Streptophyta, Magnoliopsida, Malvales, Malvaceae. The transcript has 6 exons. The record is from RefSeq and is a predicted model, not a curated record. Gene Ontology annotation, biological process: defense response to other organism.